AAUGCAUAUUUUAUUAUUAUAUAAUUAUUCUCUCUUUAAUUUCCUUUCAUGAUAUAGAAGCUCAUUCUCCCAAUUGAGAUUUCGUUAUCGUCAAAGUUAAGCUUUCGAUACCCUAUUACUAUUUUCUUUUUCUUUUUCUUUUUCUUCGUUCUUUCACCACAAAGAACAUGACAACUAGUUUUAAAUAUUGCCUCAUAAUCUUCAUUUGGUUAAUUAUCCACCUACAUUGUAUCAUUGCUACAAGCUCCAUGAAUAUGAUUAUGGAUACAAAAUUGUUUGCUUAUUCUUCUGAUCAUCAAAGAAAUGAAGAUACAGAAGUGACAACAAAUCUCAGAUCAUGGAGAGGUCAAAGCAACCUGCGUCAUCCUCAUCUAAGAAACGCUUAUGAGAUCCUAAUAAUCAUAGGAUGGGGAACUCUACUGCCUGUUGGGGUAAUAAUAGCAAGGUAUUUUAGUAAAUUUCCCAUUCAAUGGAAUGAAUGGUAUUCAUAUCACAUAAUGUGUCAAAGCGCCGGAUAUGUUUUCGGGUCAUUGGGAUGGCUUAUUGGAAUAUUGGUAGGGCAUAAUCACGAGCUUAAAUCACAUCAAAUUCUUGGUAUCAUUAUUUUUACCCUCACAACUGUACAGAUGGUUGCCAUUUUUUGGCAGCCGAAGAGAGAAGAGGAGUAUGAUCAUUGUUGCCGGAAAAGCUGGGAGAUUUAUCAUCGGCUUAUGGGUUAUGUGUUAAUAGGUCUAAUAAUAGCAGAUAUAUUUAUAGGGAUCAUUAAUCAAAAUCAAUCUACCAAAUGGAAAUGGAGUUAUGUAGCAAUACUAGUAAUUUUGGCUCUUACUUCUGUGUCACUGGAAAUUUACAGAUGGGUUAAAUCUAAAAUUAUUCAACAGGCUGUUGAAUUGAAUAGCGAAAUGUAUACUUCUACAUGAUCUUUAUUUCCAUAUUCAAUUUUCGCACUUUAAUUUUUUUAACAGCUCUUUUUUCUCCAUUUUGGAAGACUUUAUC
Molecule: messenger RNA, 996 nt
Organism: Humulus lupulus (European hop)
Lineage: Eukaryota; Viridiplantae; Streptophyta; Magnoliopsida; Rosales; Cannabaceae
Product: cytochrome b561 and DOMON domain-containing protein At5g47530-like
Exons: 3
Coding region: 168-920 (250 amino acids)
Source: RefSeq, a predicted model, not a curated record